AUGAUGCCACUCAUCGCGACUUAUGAAGAUGAGCAAGUUCGGGCUAAUUUGCGCUCCACGCACGCCUUCCCGGUGAGCAUCGCCAAGCGUCGUGACUAUCGAUACUUGGAAGCAUUCUACACCGACCGCAAGCAGUGUCGAUCCAGAGCCGGUGUAAAUCGUUUUUCCAAUAAGUGCUGA
This is a messenger RNA of Phytophthora nicotianae INRA-310, 180 nucleotides long. RefSeq lists its product as hypothetical. Lineage: Eukaryota; Oomycota; Peronosporomycetes; Peronosporales; Peronosporaceae. The record is from RefSeq and is a predicted model, not a curated record. Bases 1 to 180 code for a protein of 59 amino acids. The transcript has a single exon.